Messenger RNA from Zootermopsis nevadensis, 3375 nucleotides. RefSeq lists its product as uncharacterized. Gene Ontology annotation, biological process: regulation of transcription by RNA polymerase II. Gene Ontology annotation, molecular function: DNA-binding transcription factor activity, RNA polymerase II-specific; protein binding; RNA polymerase II cis-regulatory region sequence-specific DNA binding. The record is from RefSeq and is a predicted model, not a curated record. NCBI's taxonomy places the organism in Eukaryota, Metazoa, Arthropoda, Insecta, Blattodea, Termopsidae.
CACAAAUUCAAUUCGCUUUCUCGAGUUGAGUCGCCAUUUUGCCGUCAUGUCAACAACUGCGCUAGUAGCAGCCUUCGUUUUAAUUACGUCACUUCUCCCGGAUGUCAAAAACAUUUUGAAUUUCGACUUGCAUUGGAAGACGUUUCAUUUCUGUCAGGCUACGCGUUUAAUCUUUUUAAAUAAAUAUCUUAAACGUCCCGAAUCAUUUGUGAUCACCCUGUAUAUAAAAUACAAUAUGCUUCUUACCUCAAAGUCUCCAUCUUCAAAGCAGGCAAAGGCCAAUAUUACGAAAUACAUAUCAGAUUAAUGGAGAUUAUUUCUUGAUUAUUGAUUAUAAACUGUGAAGAGGCGCUCAGAACAAGCUACGUCCAGUAAAUCACUUAUUAUCAGUGGUAACUGGGGAAAGCAGAGGCGCGGAUUAUAUUUUAUUAGAAUUAUUACCAUCUAUGAAAUCAGAAUAGGAAAUAAUAAUGCUUAUUCACAUACUCUACUAGAGACAAUUUCAGACCACGAAUAAUUAAGCCCCGGUAAUCGGCGAUCUACUGUAUUCGCCUGCAGUUAACGCAGAAUUGUUAAUUUUACAUCCAGAACGACUGAAACUCAACAAGCCCAAUCAACAUUUGUCUUCCACCAUAAAUGGGCAAAGUGAUUAGCAAAUUAAUUGAACACCUAAGACCUGACGUAAGAUUGGGGACUAGAUUCAAAUGGUUCAGGAUCGAGACCUGUGUCGGGCCUUGCAAAUACUAUAAUGAAUGACCUUUGGAUUCCAGUAAGAAGGAGAGAAUUUCUUGAACAGCUGACCGACUGCUGGCUUCACAAGGACUCUGCCUAACAUAGUUAGAAGAAAAUGUUAUCUGGACACUUCCACGCUUGUGAUUUUAGUUUGCUUCGAAUUCAACUCGUCGAUGUAUUCCUUGUACCGCGCUUGGCUGAUGAGAGCCGCAGUGGCUGCCGCCACCCUAGCCGCGCCACCGGAUGUCAUCAUCAACGUCGGCGGUAACAGUGGCGCUGUCCGUCCUACUUCACCGCCGAGACCUGCUUCUACCCAUCAGUUCGCGGCCCAUCGUGUCGUCUUGGCGUCUCACAGCGGCUACCUCAAGGCCCUUCUUACUGCAGCAACUUCCGGAAGCUCCAAUACCAUAACCAUUGCUGUCCCUAACGUCAGUCCUGAAGCCUUCGCUCCACUCCUUACCUUCAUGUACACAGGUUAUCUAGACGUAACGCACGAUAACAUCUACGGUGUUCUGCUAGCAACGCAUCUGCUUCAUAUGCCAAGAGCUCUGGACCUCUGCAGAGCCUUCCUUGUUCAAAAUCAACAACCACAAACACAAUCCUCGCUUUCAAGACAUCCCCCAUCCCCCACUUCCCUGCCCACGUUGGUGAAACCUAUCCCUAGUCGGAAAAUGUUACCAAUUCUGCUCGGUCUUGGUAACUUACCACCUCCCCCGCCCCCACCAGCACCCUUCUGGCCACCUCCGACGUAUCACCAUACAUUGCCAACGCCUCAACCACCUCAACUAAUGCUCCCAUCGGCAGACAACUCUCCUUUCAGGUCAGUCCUCCCAACAUCAAUGUCUCUAAAUAUAGUAGGAAGCCAAGAGAAUCACGAGCCAUUAAAAUUAUUACAACCUCCUCCAUCUGACUUCUGUGCCCAACCUCCAUCGCCACAACCCACUGGAAACAACACGAGACAACGCCCAAGAUCACCGCUAGCUAUACCAUCCACAUCGACUAGUCGAAGGACCAUCUUCUUUCACGAUGCAUCUCCAUCGACGCCAUCCAGCGUAUCGCCGUGUCUUUCCGGAACUUCAUUUUCUUCAGACGAUCAUAACGUGAACGACCCUCCAGCAGACAAACACAAAUCGAGAAAAGAACGAAGUCAACAUCAACAACUACCUCAGAAGAAAUAUCAACAGUCUUCUAAAAUAACAGCAUGCAAGAAACAGCAAUCCAAUGACUCCGGUGCCCAUGGAACCACAAACAGCAGCAACAGUAAAGUCAUCAUUGAUGUGGCAUGCUGCGAUGGUCCCGUGCGCUUUCAUCGAGUACUCAACGACAACUAUGGACUUACUCUCGAUGACAUCCUUGCUGGUGAUUCUCCAGAAGGAAAUUCCUCAAGGCAUAAUCCACCCCUUGAACCACCUCUACAAAAUAAUCAGGAACUGGGGACUGUUUCACACAUUCACAAACCUACAGCUUCAAACACAAGUCUUUCACAUCCACAAACAGAACUCAAAGAAGAAACUAAAAUAAACGGGAACGCAGAUCAACGAUUAAUGUCAACCGAAGUCAGUAAUGAACACACAAAAAGUGAAACACAGCAAAACACAAUACCAAAGCAACAAUCAGUAAUGAAUCUUAGUGAAUGUGAUGAUGGGGAAGCAGAAGGAACAGCGACAAAUUCAGAAGACAAAAAUAUAAUUAGUAACACGUCUGAACUUCAAGCCACCGACAGAAAUAACUCCAUCAAAGAAGCAAGUUCUGCAGCAAACCUCAGUGAUGGAAACACGUCUUCUUCAUCGGCUUCGGUCACGAGCGAGAGAGUUGGUGGUAGCCUAGAGACUGUUUACACUUGCCUGUACUGCAACCACACAUUCAAAAGCCAUUACUGCUAUCAGAAACAUGCUCGACGCCACAUCAAUCCGGUGACGAUUGACGUUUCACGACUAGCAGAAAGACUUGGGACCAAUAAAGGUGUAGAUGUGUGUAAGGUUGUUGGUUCUGAGAAGGAUAAGGCAAAUGGAAGUGGGGCUGUGCGUCGUGAAGUGCGUCUUCUUGACAUGAACGUGCAGUAUUACCCGUGCAAAACAUGUGGCUCCAAAUUCCCAAGUUACUAUUUUGUUCACAAGCAUCGGAAAAUGUGUCACGCUAACGAAGAAAGUGAAUCCGUUGUCGGAAGUGAAGAAUCGUGUUCACAAUCUCAGACAGCGACGUCUGUGUGAAGUCGGCUGAUGGGUAAAUGAAACGACUGUGAAUCGCAGAACAACAUAUAUUUUGAUUUUCCAAAUUGCAUUUCUAUUCCGUCAAGUUCCUGUGACAGGAAUUCUCUACAACAACAAUUCAUUCCUUCGUCCAUGAAACCUUCCACGUGAACAAAUAAUGUUAGCUAGACUAUGGCUGACAGAACUGUAACCACUCACCAGAAAAUAUUAUUUGACUUCAAUAAAGUGAUGAUCAGAAAUCUUUAAUUUCUAUUUGCUCAACAAUAUUGUAUUAAAUAUCGUACGCUUAUGUGCAGCAAACUUGUGAAUAUGUGAAAGCGAUAUGGUCAACAGAAUCCUGUAGCUCAGAAAUAAAAAUCUAAACCUAAAAUUCUGCGAUACAAAGUUACCUAUCAUUCUGUAAACCCCUCAAUGAGAAUUCCAAUUUGUUAAA